This is a messenger RNA of Helianthus annuus (common sunflower), 1730 nucleotides long. RefSeq names its product serine carboxypeptidase II-2. Gene Ontology annotation, biological process: proteolysis. Gene Ontology annotation, molecular function: serine-type carboxypeptidase activity. The transcript has 10 exons. Gene Ontology annotation, cellular component: vacuole. Bases 41 to 1471 code for a protein of 476 amino acids. The record is from RefSeq and is a predicted model, not a curated record. Lineage: Eukaryota; Viridiplantae; Streptophyta; Magnoliopsida; Asterales; Asteraceae.
CUUCAUAUAUAUUCAUCAUCCUCUUCAGACCAAACCCAUAAUGAAAAUGUCAAUUUGGAAUUGGGGUUUCCUUACUUUUGUGUUAAUUUCACUUCAUUCUAGUGUAACUUUAUGUAACACGGACCCAACUACUCAACAGAGGUUGGAUCAAGUUACGAGCCUGCCUGGUCAAAAUUUCAACGUUGACUUUUCUCAUUAUGCUGGAUAUGUAACUGUUAAUGAAGAAUCUGGAAGAGCUUUGUUUUAUUGGCUCACUCAGGCUAUUGAGGAUUCUGCUUCAAAACCUCUUGUUCUUUGGCUCAAUGGAGGGCCUGGAUGUUCAUCAAUUGCAUAUGGUAUGGCUGAAGAAGUGGGCCCAUUUCAUGUCAAUAAAGAUGGAAAGUCUGUUUACUUGAAUCCAUAUUCUUGGAACACAGUGGCAAAUUUAUUGUUUCUUGACUCACCUGUUGGAGUUGGCUAUUCUUACUCGAAUACCUCUUCUGAUAUUACAAGCAAUGGCGAUAAAAGAACUGCCGAGGAUGCACUUCAAUUUCUGUUGAAUUGGCUCGAACGUUUCCCUGAGUAUAAAGGAAGGGAUUUCUAUUUAACAGGCGAGAGCUAUGCAGGACAUUAUGUUCCUCAACUAAGCCAAGCCAUUGUGAGAUAUAACAAAGCAAACCCAGGAAGUCCCAUUAAUAUCAAGGGUUACAUGGUGGGGAACGCCCUAACGGAUGAUUAUAGUGAUCAUGUUGGACUUUUCCAAUUUUUGUGGGCUGCUGGUCUGAUUUCUGACCAAACUUACAAGAAAUCAAACGAAUUAUGUAACAAAGAAUCGUUUAUCCACCCCUCGCGUGCGUGUGAGGAGAUAACUGAUAUUGCUAAUCAAGAAAUGGGUAAUAUUGAUCCUUAUAGCAUCUUUACUCCUGCUUGCACUGCCAACAGUGCCACGAAGCGGCUUAAGAGAAGAUGGCAUAAGGUAGGCCAUAUUGGACAGAGUUAUGACCCUUGCACCGCAGAAUACGCCACAGCUUACUUCAAUUUACCGGAGGUUCAAAACGCUCUUCAUGCUUAUCACUUUAACUCAUCAGGAACCUGGGAACCCUGCAGUAUGGAUAUAUAUAAUUCCUGGAAAGAUUCUCCUAUAUCCGUGCUCGAUGUGUAUCAAGAACUUAUCAGUUCAGGACUUCGUAUUUGGAUAUUCAGUGGUGAUACGGAUGGGGUGCUUCCAGUUACCUGUGCACGUCAAAGUAUAAACGCUCUCAAACUUACCACAGUCGGCCCAUGGCGUCCCUGGUAUGAAGGUGACCAGGUGGGAGGAUGGACACAAGAGUAUGAAGGGUUGACUUUUGUAGCAGUCAAAGGAGCGGGGCACGAGGUUCCUUUGCAUAAACCGAAGGAAGCGCUCACCCUCCUUAAGUCUUUCUUAACAGGAACCUCAAUGGCGCCAAUUGAGCAAGUGAUUGAGUCUAAAACCGACGCUGCUUCACAAUAAGUCAACAACUUCUAGUAGUUCAAGCAUGGCGGUCUUACGCUACUCUUGACAUGUAUUAAUCAUAAAUAAAAGCAUUUUGAUUUUGGAAGAUCAUUAGGUGUCGUUUUCUGGCAAAACUAUAGCUGAAAUUCGUAUGAAUGAUGUUUGCCAGGAAUUUGAUAUUGUAAUGGUUUUUCAUCUACUUGUUAAGGCCAAAUUAUAAAUAAUCUCUAAAGAAUAAUGUUAUUAGCUUGUUAAAUAACUAGUAAGUAUUCUAAUU